AAUAUAUGUGACAGAUAACGCAAAUAUCGUUUAUCCAACAUUAUAAACUAAUAAUCGCGUUGAACUUUGCACACGUUAUAUUUCUUGUUAAUUUAAAAUGGAAUUGUUUUUAAUCAUGGAUUUUGGUUUGAUACUAUAGUCGGACAGGAUGAGUUCUAAGCGUAACAAGAUUUUACUGGGAGUUGCUGGCACGGUUGGGGUAGGGGUUAUAUCAUGGCGUGCAUUAUUUCCAUGGAUAGGGUACGAUAUUGAAGUAAUGAAAAAGGGGGCAAGGUACGGCAAGGUGCUAAACAAGGACAUCACUAGUGGCCGAUUCCCUAUAAAUAUGUUCGAAGAAGCUGUGGAAAAAUAUCCCAAGAAAGCCUUUGUUAUAUUUGAGGACAGAGUAUAUAGCUAUGAGUUUAUGAAUGAGCAGGCUAACAAAGUGGCAAAUAUAGCAGCCAAAUGGGGACUGAAAGUUGGUGAAUGUGUUGCUAUAAUGAUUGAGAAUGAACCGUCAUUUAUCUGGACAUUUCUUGGUCUACAGAAACUAGGGAUAGCUGUAGCUUUUAUAAACUACAACAUAAAAGGACAGCCAUUAGUUCAUUCAAUACGUGCAUGUGAGGCCAAGGUUCUUAUAGCAGGAGCAGCUGACGAAAUAUUCCACUCAGUCAAAGAGAUAAAACCAACCAUUCAGCAUAUUCCCAUCUAUGUUCACGGUAAUAACCGCGGUGAUGGUUUCGAAUCCUGGGACAGGUUGAUGUUAGAUACACUCCCGAUACAAGUAUGCCCCAGUGUGAGAAGGGGAAUGGGGUUACAUACUCCCUGCUGCUAUAUCUUUACUUCAGGAACAACUGGAUUACCAAAAGCUGUUAUCAUGAGUCAAGGAAAGUUCAUUUCUAUCGGCAAGUUCUUCCAGGUGUUUGAAUUUCUUCCAUCAGACAUUAUCUAUACAUGUAUGCCAUUAUACCACAGUGCUGCCGGUGGACUGGGACUUAUUAAUACUAUAGAUCAAGGUGCAACAAUGGUUUUGAAAAGGAAGUUUUCGGCCAGUCAAUUUUUCGAUGACGUCAGGAAAUACAACGUCACUGUUAUACAAUAUAUUGGAGAACUUUGUCGGUAUCUACUCUCUGUACCGGAGAAUAGCCAAGAUGGUAAACAUAAAGUGAGAGUGGCAGUUGGAAAUGGAUUAAGGGCAGACAUAUGGGAUCAAUUCAAACAGAGAUACAAUAUUCCAAAUAUUUGUGAAUUCUUCGGAGCCACAGAGGGUGUUGCUGGCUUUGUGAACCUUAACAACAAAACAGGGUCUUGUGGUCGCUAUUCACCUGUUACAAAAAUGUUGGAUCCAGGUGGUUCGAAACUACUCGUUAAAGUAGAUCUAGAUACUGGAGAAGUUGUGAGAGAUAAAAAUGGUCAUUGUUUACCAAUUAAAGUCGGUGAGCCCGGACUUCUUAUUGGGACUAUCCCUGAGAUUUAUGGUUCUAAUGGUAUAUAUAAAGGUGGCAGGGAAAUAAACGAAAGGAAAUUGCUACGAAAUGUUUUGAAAGAUGGCGAUUGUUUCUUUAAUGUUGGCGACAUUUUAUCGAUAGAUUCGGACUACUUUCUUUAUUUCAAGGACCGAGUUGGGGAUACGUUCAGAUGGAGAGGUGAAAAUGUAUCAACUUUAGAGGUAUCCAAUAUCUUGAACAAACUAGAUGCUAUACAAGAUGCUAAUGUAUAUGGAGUGGAAAUUCCGGGUGCAGAAGGACGUGCAGGUAUGGCAGCCAUUCAUUUAGAAGAUAACGUAACACUCAAAGAAAAUAUUCUUCGAGACAUCUUCAACCUUGCAACAGAACAAUUACCAAGUUAUGCCAGACCUUUAUUUCUGAGGUUUCCAAAAGAGCGAGCUAUUACGACCACACUGAAACAACAGAAAACGCAGCUGAGGAAAGAAGGUUUUCACCCUGAAGAUAUAGACGAUCCACUGUUCUUUUAUGACGGACAAAAUAAAACAUAUUCUCCGCUUACUGUUGAAACUUAUGAUCAAUUUUUCAUAAAGUCAAAACUGUGAUAAAAAUGAUUUUUAAAAAAUGUUAUUUUGUAGGUAAUUCUAGAAUAUGAUAAAGCAUGGAUAUUGAAAAGGGACUUCAAUGUGUAACUUUUAAGAAGGUAAAAGUUUGCUCUCAAUAAGUACAGUAACAACUGAUUACAAGAUAACGCUAUCAUAACAAUAAAAGUUUCUAUUCAUUCUAUAAAUUUUGAGUGUCACUUAAAGUUAGUGAUUAACGUGGAAGAUAUGGAACGAAUAAACUUUACAAGUAUUCAAGUAUUCAAUAAGUUGUAGGUUUGUGAAUUUACAACGUUUAUUCCUGUAUGAAUAUGAAACUAUCGGAUGGACUAUAAAACCUUAUGUACCGCAAAAUGUAUUUUUCUGUAUUUGGUAAAUUUUAUCCGAGUUUGGUUUAUAAUGGACAAUUUACGAACAGUUAAAAUUAUCCUCCUAUGCCAAAGAAGGAUUUGAGAAUCCGUGUGUACUGUUCAACAAAAAUAUUUGUUCUUAGAGUCAAUAUCCUAUAAAUAAAAUUCUAAAAUUGUU
Messenger RNA from Ruditapes philippinarum (Manila clam), 2554 nucleotides. Its product is annotated as long-chain fatty acid transport protein 2-like. The transcript is spliced from 11 exons. Gene Ontology annotation, molecular function: long-chain fatty acid transmembrane transporter activity; long-chain fatty acid-CoA ligase activity. The record is from RefSeq and is a predicted model, not a curated record. The coding region runs from base 149 to 2029 and encodes 626 amino acids. NCBI's taxonomy places the organism in Eukaryota, Metazoa, Mollusca, Bivalvia, Venerida, Veneridae.